CGAAGAUUGUGACGUCAUUAUUUAUAAAUUUUACUCAUUUUCACCUGAUUUUGUACAUUUUACAUUAACAACUGGAUUUUGACAUAUUAGGAUCACCAAGAUGAGCAAGAUGGAUGAUACCCUAUUCCAGUUGAAGUUCACAGGCAAACAGUUGGAGCGGUUAGCCAAAAGGGCAGAAAAAGACCAGAAGAAAGAACAAGCAAAAGUAAAAAAGGCAAUAGCAUCAAAGAACAUUGAGACAGCUCGUAUCUAUGCAGAGAACGCAAUUCGCAAGAAAAAUGAGGGUUUGAAUUACCUACGUAUGGCUGGCAGAGUGGAUGCUGUAGCUUCUAGGGUACAAACUGCUGUUACAAUGAAACAAGUAACCAAGGACAUAAGUUCAGUGAGCAAGGCCUUAGAUAAAGCAAUGUCAUCUAUGGAUCUAGAGAAAGUAUCUAAAGUCAUGGAGAAAUUUGAGACACAGUUUGAAGACCUAGAUGUUAGAACUUCCGUAUUGGAAGAUGCAAUGGGAACAGCUACCACACUUUCCACACCCCAAGACCAAGUAGAGUCCCUUAUAAAAGAGGUGGCUGCAGAGAAUGACUUAGACAUUAGUGACCAGUUAGCAGAUCUUAACCCUAGUACUGCAUCUAUACGAUCAGAGGCCGAAGCUGAAAACAAGAAACAAGAUGACUUAAGUAGAAGACUAGCUGCCCUGCGGUCCUAGUAAAUGCUCUAGUGAUGAUGAUGGUUGCCAGGAGACGAUAUAGAUGUAAAAAUGGUGCUUAAAACUUUGUAAGGUUGAAAUAGAUGAUAAACUUUAAACUGUGAUAUACAUAAGAGGUUCAUUCAAGUUAGUGAAGUGCCCGUUCUUGAAAAAUAUCAUUCAAAGAAGACUGGCAUAUAAAAGAGGCCUCAAAAAUAUUGUCACCAAAUGUAAUUUGUUUUACACAGAUACAGUAGUAGAGGAUGCAUUUGUGAUUAGUUAAACCAUAAUCAAAGGAUGAGGACUGUUUGAACUUAUUCAAAUGGAUUUGAUUUAUCAAACCUGAUUGAACAUCUGAAUGUGACAAUGGGACAUACAUAUACAAGUAUAAAAUUACAAAAUAUUAUUUCUUUUCACAACCUUUAUUUUAC
This is a messenger RNA of Owenia fusiformis, 1116 nucleotides long. The record is from the annotation of a GenBank genome assembly. NCBI's taxonomy places the organism in Eukaryota, Metazoa, Annelida, Polychaeta, Sabellida, Oweniidae.